GGGCAGGCGGGCAGCCCGCCCGGAGCCGCACCGGUUGCUCGGUGCCGGCGGAGCGGCGCCGCGCCGCGGGCUAUAUAAAGGGCGGCGGCCGCUCGGCGCUCCCUCACACCGGCCGGGCCGGUGCCCCGACAGCAUGGCCCGCGGCGGGGCUCCAUGGGAGGUGGUCUCCCCCCGUGCCUCCCGCGGACCCUCCUCUUCCUCCUCCUCCUCCUCUUUCCGCUCCUCCCGCACCCGUGGCUGCCGCUGCUACCCGCUGGCCGCCGCGGGCCGCGCGUAAAGGCCGGGCCCGGGGGGGCGGCUCCGCUGCCCUCGCAGCCGUCGCGCCCGGAGCCCGGGGGGGGCCGCAGCCGCCGCCCGCGGGCAUGCGGCGGCCCCGCUGCCGCUGCGGCCGUCGAGACGCGGAGCGGGGCGGAGGGCGGCGGGGCUACGCCUAGGGGCGGCCGGAGCCCCAUGCCCGGGGCUCGGCGGGCAGGCGGCGGGGCGAUGAGGCGGCGGGGACAGCGGGCUCAGCCGGCCCCCGCUGCCCCCCGCUCCCCAGUCCGCGGGGAGUAAGGCAGCUCCGCGCUCCCGGAAGGGCGGGCGGGGAGGUGGUGCCGGAGCGGGGAUGCUGCAGCCCUCCCCCGGCGCCCACGGGGUCCUGCCGGGGUAGAGCCCCGCCGUGCCGUGCCGUGCCGAGCUCCGCCGUCUGCGGGGGCGUCGGCCGCGGAGGGAUGGAGCCGGCGAGCCCCUGCCGGGCGCCGCUGCUCCCCGCCAACGACUCUUACCACGGGCGAAACUGCAGCGCCGAGGAAGAGAUCUACCAAGAUGCCACCCCCCUCUCCGGGAAGAUCAUACUCGCCGUCGUCCUGGCGCUCGUCACCCUGGCCACGGUGCUCUCCAACGCCUUUGUCAUCGCCACGGUCUACCAGACGAGGAAACUCCACACGCCGGCCAACUAUCUCAUCGCCUCGCUGGCCGUCACCGACCUCCUCGUCUCCAUCCUCGUCAUGCCCAUCAGCACCGUGUACACUGUGACCGGCAGGUGGACGCUGGGCCAGAUCGUCUGCGAUAUCUGGCUAUCCUCGGACAUCACCUGUUGCACGGCGUCCAUCCUGCACCUCUGUGUCAUCGCCCUGGACCGCUACUGGGCAAUCACCGACGCCGUCGAGUACUCCACGAAAAGGACUCCCAAGCGGGCAGCGGGCAUGAUCGCCCUGGUGUGGGUCUUCUCCAUCUGCAUCUCCAUGCCCCCCUUGUUUUGGCGGCAGGCGAAGGCCGAGGAAGUCUCUCACUGUGUGGUGAACACGGACCACGUCCUCUACACCGUGUACUCCACGGUGGGAGCCUUCUACUUCCCCACUUUGCUGCUGAUAGCCCUCUACGGGAGGAUCUACGUGGAAGCCAGAUCGAGAAUUUUGAAGCAGACGCCAAAGAAAGCGGGUAAAAGACUAACUCGGGCUCAGCUGAUCACAGACUCCCCGGGGUCGUCCUCCUCCGUCACGUCCAUAAAUUCCAAGGCCCCCGAGGGAUCCAGCGAAACGGGCUCGCCCGUGUACAUGAACCAGGUGAAGGUGAAGGUCUCGGACGCCCUGCUGGAGAAGAAGAAACUCACGGCCGCUAGAGAGCGGAAAGCUACAAAGACUUUAGGGAUUAUUUUAGGAGCCUUCAUCGUCUGUUGGCUGCCCUUUUUCAUCAUCAGCCUGGUGUUGCCUAUUUGCAAGGACGCUUGCUGGUUCCACAUGGCCAUCUUUGACUUUUUCACGUGGCUCGGAUAUCUCAACUCCCUCAUCAAUCCCAUCAUCUAUACGAUGUCGAACGAAGACUUCAAACAAGCUUUCCACAAACUCAUACGUUUCCGAUGCACAAGCUGAAAAUGUUGAAUGCGAUGUGUUCGCCGGGGCUGCCCCCAUGCACGCCCGUGCCCGACGCCACAGAAUCAAGUUGCUAUUGUAAAGACCCACUGCUUGAAACUUCCCCAAGCCAGUUGCCAGACUCAUGAUGCUGCAAAAACGUCAAUACAUACUGCCACCAAACUGCUCAGCUCUGCAUUUCAGUGUAAUGACUCUGGCAGAGAUGCUGUUCCAAUAGACAUGCAGAUAUGUU
Messenger RNA from Cygnus olor (mute swan), 2082 nucleotides. RefSeq names its product 5-hydroxytryptamine receptor 1B (gene HTR1B). Gene Ontology annotation, molecular function: G protein-coupled serotonin receptor activity. Gene Ontology annotation, cellular component: plasma membrane. The coding region runs from base 711 to 1850 and encodes 379 amino acids. Gene Ontology annotation, biological process: chemical synaptic transmission; adenylate cyclase-activating adrenergic receptor signaling pathway; regulation of behavior. The record is from RefSeq and is a predicted model, not a curated record. Lineage: Eukaryota; Metazoa; Chordata; Aves; Anseriformes; Anatidae. The transcript has 2 exons.